Mus pahari (shrew mouse) is the source of this 1606-nucleotide messenger RNA. RefSeq names its product nicotinamide riboside kinase 1 (gene Nmrk1). The record is from RefSeq and is a predicted model, not a curated record. The transcript is spliced from 9 exons. Gene Ontology annotation, cellular component: cytoplasm. Bases 147 to 734 code for a protein of 195 amino acids. NCBI's taxonomy places the organism in Eukaryota, Metazoa, Chordata, Mammalia, Rodentia, Muridae.
AGGAAAGCGCAGUGGACUUCGCUGCCUAGGUGAGCGGCGGGCAGUGCUGGGUUUGAAACCCUCUUGAGGCUUGCACUGCCGCCUUGCUGGGAAGGAUUCGAACCCGCUUCGGAUAUAUUAGGAAGGUGUGAUUUCCAAAGCCAGUUAUGAAGACAUUUGUCAUUGGAAUUGGUGGCGUGACAAACGGAGGGAAGACUACCCUGGCUAAGAACUUGCAGAAACACCUUCCCAAUUGCAGCGUCAUAUCUCAGGAUGACUUCUUCAAGCCAGAGUCUGAGAUAGACAUAGAUGAAAAUGGUUUUUUGCAGUAUGAUGUGCUUGAAGCACUUAAUAUGGAAAAAAUGAUGUCAGCCAUUUCCUGUUGGAUGGAAAACCCAGGAAGCUCUGCGGGACCAGCAGCCUUGGAAAGUGCUCAAGGGGUUCCCAUUUUAAUUAUUGAAGGUUUCCUUCUCUUUAAUUAUAAGCCUCUGGACACCAUAUGGAACAGAAGCUACUUCCUGACCGUUCCAUAUGAAGAAUGCAAGAGGAGAAGGAGUACCAGAGUAUAUGAGCCUCCAGACCCUCCAGGGUACUUCGAUGGCCACGUGUGGCCCAUGUACCUAAAGCACAGACAGGAUAUGAACUCCAUUACCUGGGACAUCAUUUACCUGGAUGGAACAAGGUCUGAAGAGGACCUCUUUUCUCAGGUGUAUGAAGAUGUCAAGCGAGAACUAGAGAAGCAAAAUGGUUUGUGAUAUCACCACACAGAUGGAGUACAGUGAGUUCCCGAGAUGGAUUCAGCAACUUGAAGGGCUAUUCUGAAGGACAUUAACAGGGUUGCAGAAUGUCCCACAGGACAGUGGCAACUCGUCUGUAUGUUCACUUUUAUCCCACUUUCCCCAACAUCCAGAGCCGUGUGUGCCCAUGCCAUCAGACAGAAACCUCUCCCCAAAACAAGAAUGGCUUGAUCUCACCCUGCAGGAGGCACAGCACAAUUCAUGCACAGAGGGUCAAUUCCUCUAUAGGAACAAAAGCCAAGAGCUCCCAACUGUUACAUAGCACAAGAAGACCAUUGUCGUCAAGGCCAACAAUGUGUGCUAUGCUGUGUGCGUUUCUGCGUUUGUGUGUAUAGUUGUGUGUCCAAGUCUGUAUGUAUAUUUAUGUAUGUAUACAUAUACUCAAAGACUACAAAAUGAACCAUGUAUAUACUACACAGAAUUUUUUUCCAGUUUUUAUUUUGUUUGUAUUGAUUAUAAUAUAUAAUUUGAAAAAUGAUCUCAUAGCAGUGCUCCCACACACACACCUGCAACCAGCAGCAUUACCCAAAGUCAUGGUCUCACAUUGACUGAGUCAGCACUUUACUGCAGAGUCUGGAGACUUCCUGCUUAUAGCCAUAGGUUCUCUUGUAUUUGUUGAAUCCUGUGUGUCUCUGUGAGAUUUUUUUAUGUUGAUAGAAGUUUUUGGUAGGUUUUACUUGGUUUUCUGAAGCUAACACUCUGAAUACAGAAUCAUAUAGCUUCUUCAAUCAUAUAUGAAAUCAGGGCCUUUCUUAGAAAAGCACAGGCAGAGCAAGAUUCUGCUGAAGGGACCCUGAUUUUGCGGCCUCUUGUGAGGCUAUGCCAGUGCC